AUGCUGGGUCCAAUUUUGAGACAGACCCCUAGGAAUGCUCUGAUCAGUCAGAUACCAAAAUACGUAUCGAGAUUCCAGAGCCACGGCAGCCAUCCCAGGCAAGUGUUUGGGCCGGAGGGUUUGCAGGAGCCUUGUGCCACCUGCAGCUCUUCAGCAUGUCCCUUCCGAACACCCCUUGCACGAAGUGUCUGGCGAUGGACAUUAUCUUGGGAACUGCAAAGCACCGAUGGGCAUUUACACCUAAGGAGGAAGCACUCGAAGCAGCCUCUGCCAUCAGCCCGUUGCAGGAAACCUAAAAGGCCUAGACCUCUUUCCAGCUCAAGAGAUGAAAUAACUGGGAGAGGGAGUGACUACUCUUUAAACCACGACCAGAAGCUCCUGCGAGGUGUUCGGGGCCGCUCGCGGGACGCGGGGCCGCCGCGAGGGCCCCGUUCCUGGUGCCGGGAGCGGGUCCUCUCUGCAGGACAGGUUUGCCGCAGCCUCGGGCCGGAGGACGCGGGGCCGGCGGCCGUUCCCGUUCGACGCUGCCCGCUCCGCUCAGUGUUAGCCCCUGUCCGUGCCCGUCUCCCUACGUGUUCACAGCUGAUUUACGGGGAAGGGUCUGCACUGGACUGCAGGCUCCAUGUGCAGAAAUUGAACUUGCUGCAGGGUGAGGUGGAGGAAGCCCGGAGCUGGACACCUCGGUACGUAGAAGACUCCAUAGAUGCCAACAAGAACAGAGCAGUCGAAAGUGAAGGCAGAAGUUUGGUCCAGCAGGGAGGAAAGGCAGAAGUCAGUCGCUGGAGUAAAUAUCUGGAUGAGAGCAAGGAAACUCAGGAAGAUGAAGAUGAGGAGGAAUCAGGAGAAAGGAAUCAGUUUUGCUCCUGGAGGAAGAACACUGUGGAAGGACAAAGGAAACACCAGAAAAGUUUCCCCUACACUGAUGUCCAGGAAUUGUCAGAGGAAAAUGGAGCUUUCCAGAUUGCCAACCAAGCCAAAAAGCGCAAGCAGUGUUCACAUGCAGUGCUGAAUCAAGAUGAUGGAGCAGCUGGCUGUGGAGACAGGAUCAUUCCUGCUGAGUCUGCAGUGCCCGAGGGGAGCACACAAACCCCAGCUCCUUCCAUCAAGCCCUCAAAGUGGGAAAAAUUUCUCUCUUUUUCUGACAACUGUAGUGAAACCACUGCCAAGGUCACCUUGCCACCACAGGAGGGCAGUAGAAAGUCGGGGCCACCCAGCACUGCAGCAGACAUCUUUAUGACCAGUAAAUAUUCCAGCGAGGCUGGAAACUUUCUACCUCCAGGCCUAGGUGACACUGAGUUCAAAAAGUGCCUUGCUAGCGCUGAGCAGCUUGCCUCGAAGCUGCCUAGCACCUCCCUGCCUGGUGCUUGCUCAAAGGAUGUGGUGUUCCAAGAACCUCAAGGCCCUUUGCUAAGGGCAGGGUCUGCUGCCUUAGAGAGCCCUGCAGGAAGGGGCCCUGGGACUCACACUGCAGUGCCCAUGUGCCCUCCUGCACCUGCCCUAGUUCUCUCCCCUCCUGGGCACAAGCCUGGUAGCACAUUCCAUAACCUCUUCUGCACGGGUGAAGAGUUUGAUGAUCAUCUAUGA
Messenger RNA from Tinamus guttatus (white-throated tinamou), 1584 nucleotides. NCBI's taxonomy places the organism in Eukaryota, Metazoa, Chordata, Aves, Tinamiformes, Tinamidae. The record is from RefSeq and is a predicted model, not a curated record.